This is a messenger RNA of Racocetra persica, 235 nucleotides long. The record is from the annotation of a GenBank genome assembly. Lineage: Eukaryota; Fungi; Glomeromycota; Glomeromycetes; Diversisporales; Gigasporaceae.
GUUAUAAUUUGUCUGAUGAAGUUUUUUCCUUGGAUAUUACGUCAUCAUUUUCUACAGUUAGCCCACCAUUUACUGAUCUUUACGGCAUUUCACGAAUGUUAUUUGAAAGAACUGCUGUGUCAGGUGGUGUUAACAAAGAUGAUGUGUAUCUCGCUGUAGGUACAUUACAAGACCUUAUACUCCUUAAUCGAAUAGACCAUAAUGAAACUAUUACGGAUUAUUCAUUACUUAGAAU